This is a messenger RNA of Fraxinus pennsylvanica, 588 nucleotides long. The record is from the annotation of a GenBank genome assembly. Lineage: Eukaryota; Viridiplantae; Streptophyta; Magnoliopsida; Lamiales; Oleaceae.
AUGAGCGACAUGUUGACCAAAAUAGUUGUGGAGGCGGCUAGCAAUUAUUAUAGCCUAGAGGAAAAUAUGAAAAAUCUUAAGAGGAAAAUUGAGUUGCUCAAUAUUCAACAAGCUGAUGUGGUUGCUAUGUUAAGAGAAGCAGAACUCCAUCCAAAGAAAAAGCGAAAAGGAGAAGUCCAGUUUUGGUUGAGAAAUGUAGAAAAAAAGCAAGAGGAAUUUGAAUGCUUGGAACAAAAAGUGAAUGAAAGUAGAUUUUAUUCACGUGUACAGUUGGCAAAACGUGUUGAUAAAAUGAAUGAGGAAGUGGUAGAACUUGUUGAUCGAGGUACAUUUCCAGAGGGAAUCGUAUUUGAGGUUAAUGAGACAUUAGAUGAGCAAUUUGUAACGGUAGAAUGGAAGCAUCAAGCAUUUGAAAAAAAUAUUGGGACAAUUUCGUCUUGGUUGAUGAGCGAUGAGGUUUCAACUAUUGGCAUUUAUGGUAUGGGAGGAGUUGGGAAAACAACUCUGGCCCAAUGUAUCUAUAAUAAGCUAAAGAAUGAAACUGUGUUCCACGCUAAUGUUUUUUGGUUUACUGUCUCACNGUCAUGA